Diprion similis is the source of this 1469-nucleotide messenger RNA. RefSeq lists its product as uncharacterized. The record is from RefSeq and is a predicted model, not a curated record. Lineage: Eukaryota; Metazoa; Arthropoda; Insecta; Hymenoptera; Diprionidae. The transcript is spliced from 3 exons. Bases 307 to 1116 code for a protein of 269 amino acids.
AAUCCUUAGCAUGAGACACAACUGCGCGGAUCCUUGGUGUGACAUAAAGCAACAGGGGGCCACAAGGGUGUUGGCAUACCUACAUGGAAAUGUAGAUUAUAUACAUUUUUCGUGUACCGAUGGUUAUAACUGCAGCAAGUAUCAUCAUAUACACAACAAAUUUGAAAAUAGUGGGGUGCUAUUUGUUCGCAAUACAUUUCGGAAAUAUUUGGUGUAUAAAUUUAUAUAAGUGCACGUUUGCUUGCAUAAGAAAAAUAAUUGUGAAAAAUUGUUAGUAACACAGCAAUUUGUUCAAACGUACCUAUCAUGAUGAUACCUGCACUAGAGAAUGAUCACAAUUACGCACGUGAAGAAAAAUCGUCAAAAACGAAACGUAUUGAGUCCACAGAGUCUCGAUGUUCCACCCCGAUUUUUGAUCACUACGUUGUUUCACAUUCAAUGCCUUGGUUCUUCGGGGAAAACAAGCCAAGGGAAAGUGAAACAGAAGCAGGAUACAGGGAUUGGAAGCGGCGUCUGCAUCGGCAAAAUCUCAGGAACUUCAAGAUCCGCGGACUGGAUAAACUAACCAUAGACGACAUAGUGCGUGAAAAUAACGGGGAACCAACAAACUGUUCAAUGAUAUCCGGGCACUUCAGACUAAAAGGCACCCCCAUAAGCGGAAGAACCAUCGUGAGGCCAACGCCUGUUCGUGAAAUGUGGUUUCCGACAGCUUCACCCGGUAUCUGCUCUCCUGGUGUGAUCUACAAUCAUUACCAAAACUCGGCGCCCAUUCCGAUCCCACACCCACAACCCAAGCCGGAACCGAACUUCACCCCGUCAACUUCGGCCUUUUUCAACGCCGCCGCUGGGAACUGUAUUUUGCCAAAUUUUAAUGAGGCAUUUCCAAACAGGUGUAACUACCCCGGGUACAUGAAUCAGUACCCGGUCAACCAUGAUCCCCGAAAACUGCCGUUUGUAGGACCCGUCUCGAAACCUGUAUUAAUGUGCAAUGACGUUUACUUGCCGCCGAUUUCAAUCCCCCAACCGAUGGGGAGACAUUUAUACUAUCAGAACGAACCACCAGCACCAACUCCGACUACCGGUUAUUACAAUGCUCCAACAAACCAAGCCAACUAGCGCCGCAAGUUCCCUUUCAUGAUGGGGCCAAGUACUUAUUUAAACUGUAUAAAUAAUUACGCGUAAGCAAGGUAUGUUAUAUACAGUUUUUGUACUUUCGAAAAGUCUAAGAGGACGAAAUUUGCUUCUUGUCAUUUGAAAUUAUGUGUGAUUGUAACGUUUCUGUUAUGGAUGGAUAUCGAGGUAUCAGUGUACGGGUAAUUCAAUUUUAGUCAAAAUUGUGAUCAAUUUAUCGAUGGUUACUGAUUCAGUACCUCUACAUGUCAUUUUGUACUUACUAACUACUAACAAGAAAUGUGAUGUGUUUUGUAACGAUUUAUACCUAGGAUUGUUGUAAUCCGUUGAAUUUAUCG